Symbiodinium necroappetens is the source of this 264-nucleotide messenger RNA. The record is from the annotation of a GenBank genome assembly. Lineage: Eukaryota; Dinophyceae; Suessiales; Symbiodiniaceae.
AUGGCGCCCGAUCCGAACGAUCGUCGACCAGUGGGUUUCGAGUCUGGCGAAAGUGGUGGCAGGACGUGGCAUCCGGAUCCUCUGAACCCCCAGAUGAAGCCUCCGGUCAAGCUAUGGCUGCCAGAGCCAACCGUCCAGGAGCAGUACAUGCCGGAUGCCCCUCCAGAGGCUCAGAGGCCCCCGCCUCCGCCAGCGGAGGAGAGGCGGAGGAGCUUGGCCCUCGAGAAAGUCUGCGGUACUUGCGGUCUUAAUUGGUGCGAUUCA